CCGCUGCCGCCGCGCCGGGGCCGCCAUGGAGACCGGCAGCAAGAUGACGGCCCGCCUGAUGCUGGCUGUGGGAGGAGCGGUGCUGGGUUCCCUGCAGUUCGGCUACAACACCGGUGUCAUCAACGCCCCGCAGAAGGUGAUUGAGGACUUCUACAACCGUACGUGGCUGUACAGAUACAAUGAGCCCAUCAGCCCUGCCACCCUCACCACGCUCUGGUCCCUCUCUGUGGCCAUCUUCUCCGUUGGAGGCAUGAUCGGAUCCUUCUCCGUGGGGCUCUUUGUCAAUCGCUUUGGACGGCGCAACUCCAUGCUGAUGUCCAACAUUCUUGCCUUCGUGUCAGCCAUCCUCAUGGGCUUCUCCAAGAUGGCUUUCUCCUUCGAGAUGCUCAUCCUCGGCCGCUUCAUCAUCGGCCUCUACUCCGGCCUCACCACGGGUUUCGUGCCCAUGUACGUGGGUGAGGUCUCACCCACUGCGCUGCGGGGUGCACUGGGGACCUUCCACCAGCUCGGCAUCGUCUUGGGCAUCCUCAUUGCACAGGUCUUCGGUUUGGACUUGAUCAUGGGAAAUGACUCCCUGUGGCCGCUGCUCCUGGGCUUCAUCUUCGUGCCUGCCCUGCUGCAGUGCAUCAUCCUGCCCUUCGCCCCCGAGAGCCCCCGCUUCCUCCUCAUCAACCGCAACGAGGAGAACAAAGCCAAGAGCGUCCUCAAGAAGCUUCGGGGCACAACAGACGUCAGCAGCGACCUCCAGGAGAUGAAGGAGGAGAGCAGGCAAAUGAUGAGGGAGAAGAAGGUCACCAUAAUGGAGCUGUUCCGCUCCCCCAUGUAUCGCCAGCCCAUCCUCAUCGCCAUCGUCCUGCAGCUGUCCCAGCAGCUCUCGGGGAUCAACGCGGUCUUCUACUACUCCACCAGCAUCUUUGAGAAGUCAGGUGUGGAGCAGCCCGUCUAUGCCACCAUUGGCUCUGGUGUGGUCAAUACGGCGUUCACGGUUGUUUCGCUCUUCGUGGUGGAGCGGGCUGGCCGCAGGACGCUGCACCUCAUCGGCCUGGCUGGGAUGGCGGGGUGCGCGGUGCUCAUGACCGUUGCCCUGGCGCUGCUGGACCAAAUGCCCUGGAUGUCCUACCUCAGCAUCGUGGCCAUCUUCGGGUUCGUGGCCUUCUUUGAGAUCGGCCCAGGCCCCAUCCCCUGGUUCAUCGUGGCAGAACUGUUCAGCCAAGGCCCUCGUCCCGCUGCCUUCGCUGUGGCCGGGUUGUCCAACUGGACCUCGAACUUCAUUGUGGGCAUGGGCUUCCAGUACAUCGCGCAACUCUGCGGCUCCUACGUCUUCAUCAUCUUCAUGGUGCUGUUAGUCCUCUUCUUCAUCUUCACCUACUUCAAGGUGCCGGAGACAAAGGGCCGGACCUUCGACGAGAUCGCCUCCGGUUUCCGGCAGGGAGGAGCGGCUCAGAGCGACAAAACCCCGGAUGAGUUCCACAGCCUGGGCGCCGACUCACAGGUCUAACCCUCCGUUCCGGGGCUGAGCUUGGGAACGCUCUGUACAGACCAUGGCGCGGGGCCGUGCGCCCCUGCCCCGGCUCCCCCUGCCCUGCUCCAGCGGGGACGGACUCGACCCAUUUUAUUAUCAAGUUUUAUUUUGUUUU
Molecule: messenger RNA, 1637 nt
Organism: Neopsephotus bourkii (Bourke's parrot)
Lineage: Eukaryota; Metazoa; Chordata; Aves; Psittaciformes; Psittacidae
Gene: SLC2A1
Product: solute carrier family 2 member 1
Exons: 11
Coding region: 26-1498 (490 amino acids)
Biological process (GO): response to insulin; D-glucose transmembrane transport
Cellular component (GO): apical plasma membrane; basolateral plasma membrane
Source: RefSeq, a predicted model, not a curated record